Solanum tuberosum (potato) is the source of this 1983-nucleotide messenger RNA. RefSeq lists its product as uncharacterized. Gene Ontology annotation, biological process: protein phosphorylation. The record is from RefSeq and is a predicted model, not a curated record. Gene Ontology annotation, molecular function: ATP binding; protein kinase activity. NCBI's taxonomy places the organism in Eukaryota, Viridiplantae, Streptophyta, Magnoliopsida, Solanales, Solanaceae.
CCCACACAACUAUAUAACACACCCAUCUCUUUCAAUCUCCAAACCAAAAUCCAAGAAAAUCAUUACUCCUUACAAGUUGCAAGUAUUUCAGCAACCCCAUUUAACAAAUUUUAAGAACAGAUAUCCCAGUAAUUUUUUCCAGCCACAAGAAAAAAGAAUAUAAUGGGUGAAUGGUUAUUAAUGCCCUUUCAAAUUUCUUGCAAAAUUGAGCUAUGGAGGCUCUCUAAAGAAAGUAUUAGGCAUAAAAAUGGUUUCUUUAACCUUAUAGAGGCUACAAUAGAAUUUACAGAGAAACAAUGAGUGUUCAAUCUGAUUUUCAAGAAAAGGUAUCUGCUUGUUUCAGACCUUGGCAACGUUCUUUCCAGUUUUGGGUUCGUGCAGUAGAUAUAUAUACUGGUUAUAAGGUGUUUCAAUUAAGAGUUGGCUUUGAAAAGAAUGUGCAAAAACAAGAAGCAAUGUGGGAGAGGCAGCAUGAGGUUGCAGCUGAGAAGAUAUAUAAUAUGUGCUCUGACCUUGGUGGGUUCUUCCUAAAGGUUGCUCAACUAAUUGGGAAGCCAGACUUGGCCCCUGCUGCAUGGGUGAGAAGGUUAGUUACUCUAUGUGAUCAAGCGCCUGCUACACCGUACAAUGUGAUCAGGGCUGUGCUGGAGAAGGAAUUGGAUCAGAAUCUUGAUGAAUUGUUUGAAAGUUUCGAUGUCGAUCCUCUCGGUUCUGCUUCUAUUGCACAGGUUCAUAGAGCGAGACUCAAAGGUGACAAAAAAGAUGUUGUUGUCAAGGUGCAACACCCUGGGGUCCAAGAGCUGAUGAUGACCGAUAUCCACAACUUGCAAGCUUUUGCACUAUACUUGCAGAAGAUAGAUAUCAAAUUCGAUAUAUACUCUUUGACAAAGGAAAUUGAGAAACAGAUCGGAUAUGAAUUCAACUUUUUGAGAGAGGCUGAUGCAAUGAAUAGAAUUCGGCGUUUUCUCUACGAAAAUAACAAAAAGUCCCCAGUUAUGGUUCCACAGGUGAUUCGAGAUAUUGUUACAAGGAGGGUCCUAGUGAUGGAAUAUAUUGAUGGAACCCCAAUUCUGAAGCUGGGAGAUGAAAUGGCAAAGAGAGGAAUCAGUCCAGAUGGUAAAAUUGCAGCAGUAGCAAGGCAGAACAUUCUUAAAAGUUUGUCCCUAGCUUAUGGACAAAUGAUACUCAGGAGUGGUUUCUUUCAUGCAGAUCCUCAUCCAGGGAAUAUUCUAAUCUGCAAAGGUUCUGAGGUUGCAUUGCUGGACUAUGGACAAGUUAAGGAUCUUCCCGAAAAUCUCAGGCUUGGAUAUGCUAAUCUUAUUCUUGCUAUUGCUGAUGGCGAUGCUAGGGCCAGAGAAAGUUUUAAGGAGCUUGGCAUAGACACCCUAAGCAAAUGUGAGGAUGAGCAGAAAGAAAUGCUUAAAUUGGCACGAGGGAUGUUUGACACAAAAUUACCACCUGGUGUAAAGAUGCUGCAACCUUUCUCAGAAGAAUCUUCAGUCAAAAAAAUUGCAGUUGAGGCUUUUCCAGAAGAACUUUUCUCUAUUCUUCGAACUCUGCAAAUACUGAGAGGGCUUAGUGUUGGUUUGGGAAUAAGUCAUUCAUGUGCUGAACAGUGGAGACCUAUUGCUGAGGAAGCUUUGUACAAUGCUGGCAGAUUGACAGAUAUAGAUAUGAAGCGAUCACGUAGACAUAGAACUAGAAGAAAGUCCGGAAAAUAACAGCUAGCUAGUCAAGAGGAGCAAAGUAUGAACGAAAUUGGAGAUAGUCAUGUUGCUAAUUUUUUGGAGAAAGCUUUUCACUCAGUGGUUUGCAUUUGUAGCAAAGCUUUUCAAGGACAAGUGCAAUUGAUACCACAAAAACACUACAUUCUUUGUAUUGUUUUCUCUUCCUGUGGCCUUAGAACAAUUUCUGUACAACAUGGCCUGUAAUCAAUUGAUAAUUGGCAAAACAGGUAAAAAGAGAUGCAUUUUGAUCAUGUCA